Nicrophorus vespilloides is the source of this 728-nucleotide messenger RNA. RefSeq lists its product as uncharacterized. The transcript has 2 exons. The record is from RefSeq and is a predicted model, not a curated record. Lineage: Eukaryota; Metazoa; Arthropoda; Insecta; Coleoptera; Silphidae. The coding region runs from base 19 to 702 and encodes 227 amino acids.
AGUGCAUAUUCAACCAUCAUGCAAUUACAAACAAUCCUUGUUCUUGUGGCCUUAGCAGCCUUUGAUAGCGCAUCUGCUUAUCCACAAAACGCCGAAGAAGUGCGAAGCUCCAUCGGAAAAUUUCAGGAUGCAACUAGCUCUGCUUUAGCCACAGGAUCCCAAAAACUGAAAACUUUAAUUGCUGAAAUUGAAGCCGCUUCAGCUUCGGCCGAAGAUAAAUCGUUGAAGAAACUGGAUGAGCUAAAGACAUCGACGAAUACGCAAAUUGUUAAAUUGGAACAGACUGGUAAAAAUGAUUGUGUGAAAAUUGCUAAAGCAGAUUUGACAACUUCUUUGGAUGGUCUUAAGAAGCUCAUCAAAAACUGCGGUUCCAAUGCUAAGAGCAAAAGCAAUCAACUUUUGGAUGAGGUUCAGAAUACUUUAGGAGGUGAUGCGUACAGGGUACGUGCAGGGUACUUCAAUCAAUUGGAUGCUUGCAUUAAAAAGAAUAGCGAAUCGUGCUUGAACGAUCUUCUCGCUGUUGUUAAGGAAAACACCAAAGUAUACCCUGAGGAGCUUCUGAAACGUUUUGAUCCAAUCGCACUCUCAUUAAGUCAAAUCAAAAGUGAUGUGGAUAAAUGUUUGUCUAAUACUGAUAACGAAGCUACAAAUGCUUCAAACAAGAUCAUCACUCAAUUGAACGAAUGCAUUAAAUCAAAGUAAUUCAAUUCAGAUAUUAAAAUUUUUAU